Molecule: messenger RNA, 1633 nt
Organism: Cercocebus atys (sooty mangabey)
Lineage: Eukaryota; Metazoa; Chordata; Mammalia; Primates; Cercopithecidae
Gene: CRLF3
Product: cytokine receptor-like factor 3
Exons: 8
Coding region: 101-1429 (442 amino acids)
Molecular function (GO): protein binding
Source: RefSeq, a predicted model, not a curated record
GCGGGGCGGUGCUUCCGCCUGCGCGAGGCCGGGCCGGGCAGCUCGGAGGCGCCCGGCGCAGUCGGGAAGCCGCGCUAGGUGUCGCCGGCCGCGCGGCCAGAUGAGGGGGGCGAUGGAGCUGGAGCCUGAGCUGCUGCUGCAGGAGGCCCGCGAGAAUGUGGAGGCAGCGCAGAGCUACCGGCGGGAGCUGGGUCACCGGCUUGAGGGGCUGCGGGAGGCGCGGAGGCAGAUCAAAGAAAGUGCAUCACAGACAAGAGAUGUUCUCAAACAGCAUUUUAAUGAUUUAAAGGGAACCCUUGGAAAGCUCCUGGAUGAGCGAUUGGUGACCCUUUUGCAAGAGGUGGACACCAUUGAACAGGAGACCAUUAAACCACUAGAUGACUGCCAGAAGCUCAUAGAACACGGAGUCAGCACUGCAGAAGACUUAGUCCGAGAAGGUGAGAUUGCCAUGCUUGGUGGUGUGGGAGAAGAGAAUGAGAAACUGUGGAGCUUUACCAAAAAGGCCUCGCACAUUCAGUUGGACAGCUUACCAGAAGUACCUUUACUGGUUGAUGUGCCUUGUUUAUCUGCUCAGUUGGAUGACUCAAUUCUUAACAUAGUGAAAGACCACAUUUUUAAGCAUGGAACAGUAGCAUCUCGCCCACCAGUACAGAUAGAAGAACUAAUAGAGAAACCUGGAGGCAUCAUUGUACGAUGGUGUAAGGUGGAUGACGACUUUACAGCCCAAGAUUACAGGCUCCAGUUUCGUAAAUGUACUUCAAAUCAUUUUGAGGAUGUAUAUGUAGGUUCUGAAACUGAAUUCAUAGUAUUGCACAUAGACCCCAACGUUGAUUAUCAGUUCAGAGUCUGUGCCCGAGGAGAUGGCCGACAGGAGUGGAGUCCUUGGAGUGUUCCCCAAAUAGGUCAUUCCACAUUGGUGCCUCAUGAGUGGACAGCUGGUUUUGAGGGGUACAGUCUGAGCAGUCGAAGAAAUAUAGCACUCCGGAAUGAUUCUGAAUCAUCAGGUGUUCUCUACUCCAGAGCUCCGACUUACUUCUGUGGACAGACAUUAACAUUCAGAGUUGAAACUGUGGGACAACCAGACAGAAGAGACAGCAUAGGAGUGUGUGCAGAAAAACAGGAUGGAUAUGACUCUCUGCAGCGGGAUCAAGCUGUGUGCAUUAGUACAAAUGGUGCAGUUUUUGUCAAUGGAAAAGAAAUGACGAAUCAGUUACCCGCAGUUACCUCUGGGUCCACUGUCACAUUUGACAUUGAAGCCGUGACUCUAGGAACCUGCAAUAAUAAUGAAGGUGGACACUUCAAGCUUCGAGUAACUAUAAGUUCAAAUAACAGAGAAGUGGUUUUUGAUUGGUUGCUUGAUCAGUCGUGUGGUUCUCUUUACUUUGGAUGCUCAUUUUUCUAUCCUGGAUGGAAAGUGUUAGUGUUUUAGAUGUUUGGGUGCUUGGCUGUUGUUUUCAGGGUUUAACAUAGCUGUCCUCAGCCCAGCAUAGUUGUAAUUCCUUUAAAAAAAAAAAAAAAAAGUUGAAUUCAUCUCUAACUUAGGCCAUUGAAAAUGGAAAGUGUUGGCCGGGCGCGGUGGCUCAAGCCUGUAAUCCCAGCACUUUGGGAGGCCGCAGACGGCGGUAUCAUGAGG